AUGGAGGAGGAGCUGAAGUGCCCGGUGUGCGGCUCCCUGUUCCGCGAGCCUAUCGUGCUGCCGUGUUCCCACAAUGUCUGCCUGCCGUGCGCUCGCACCAUCGCGGUGCAGACCCCGGACGGCGAGCCGCACCUGCCCCCGCCGCUGCUGCUCUCGCGGGGCGCCGCCGCCGCGCCCCCUCCGGAUCAAGACCCUGCGGCCGGUGCGGCCUGCGGAGGCGCCGGCGCGGGCGCAGCGGGCGGCCUGGGCGGUGGGGCGGCGGGGGGCGGCGACCAUGCGGACAAGCUGAGCUUGUACAGCGAGACGGACAGCGGCUAUGGCUCCUAUACCCCGAGCCUCAAGUCCCCCAACGGGGUCCGCGUGCUGCCCAUGGUGCCGGCGCCCCCCGGCUCCUCGGCCGCCGCAGCCCGGGGCGCCGCCUGCUCCUCGCUGUCCUCGUCCUCCUCCAGCUCCAUCACAUGUCCGCAGUGCCAUCGCAGCGCCUCCCUGGACCACCGCGGCCUGCGCGGCUUCCAGCGCAACCGGCUGCUGGAGGCCAUCGUGCAGCGGUACCAGCAGAGCCGCGGGGCCGCGCCGGGGGCCUCUGCAGCCCCGGCAGUGGCCAUCUGCCAGCUGUGCGACCGCACCCCGCCUGAGCCAGCAGCCACGCUCUGCGAGCAAUGCGACGUGCUCUACUGCUCCGCGUGCCAGCUCAAGUGCCAUCCGUCUCGGGGUCCCUUCGCUAAGCAUCGCCUGGUGCAGCCGCCGCCGCCGCCCGCGCCCCCCGAGGCUGCCCCUGCGCCCCCCGGUGCCGCCGCGGUCCCCAGCGCAGGCGGCAGCUGCAAGAGCCCCGGGGGCGGGGGCGCCGGAGCUGGCGCGGGGCGAAAGUCCCCCACAUGCCCUGAGCAUGACACGGAGAACUACAGCAUGUACUGCGUGAGCUGCCGGAGCCCCGUGUGCUACCUGUGCCUGGAGGAGGGUCGGCACAGCAAGCACGAGGUGAAACCGCUGGGGGCCACGUGGAAGCAGCACAAGGCGCAGCUGUCUCAGGCCUUAAACGGGGUUUCAGAUAAGGCCAAAGAGGCCAAGGAGUUUCUGGUUCAGCUCAAGAAUAUACUGCAGCAGAUCCAGGAAAACGGACUGGACUACGAAGCCUGCCUGGUGGCUCAAUGUGACGCCCUGGUCGAUGCGCUGACACGGCAGAAGGCCAAGCUGCUCACCAAGGUGACCAAAGAGAGGGAACACAAGCUGAAGAUGGUUUGGGACCAGAUCAAUCACUGCACACUGAAGCUGCGCCAGUCCACGGGGCUGAUGGAGUACUGCCUGGAGGUAAUCAAGGAGGAUGACCCCUCAGGCUUCCUACAGAUCUCUGAUGCACUGGUCAAGCGUGUGCAGAUGUCUCAGGAGCAGUGGGUCAAAGGUGCCCUGGAGCCGAAGGUGUCUGCGGAGUUUGACCUGACCCUGGACAGCGAGCCACUGCUGCAGGCCAUCCACCAGCUGGACUUCAUCCAGAUGAAAUGUAGGGUGCCACCCGGGCCCUUGCUUCAGCUGGAGAAGUGUUGCACCCGCAACAACAGUGUCACCCUGGCUUGGAGGACACCGCCUUUCACCCACAGCCCCGCGGACGGCUACAUCCUGGAGCUGGAUGACGGCGAUGGGGGGCAGUUCCGGGAAGUGUACGUGGGUAAGGAGACCCUGUGCACCAUCGAUGGGCUGCACUUCAACAGCACCUACAACGCCAGGGUCAAAGGUUUCAACGCCUCCGGUGUCGGGCCUUACAGUAAGACCGUCGUCCUGCAGACGUCUGACGUGGCCUGGUUCACAUUCGACCCCAACUCUGGGCACCGGGAUAUCAUUUUAUCCAAUGACAACCAGACAGCGACCUGUAGCAGCUAUGAUGACAGGGUGGUGCUGGGCACGGCUGCUUUCUCCAAGGGCGUACACUACUGGGAGCUGCAUGUGGACCGGUAUGACAACCACCCAGACCCCGCCUUUGGGGUGGCCAGGGCCAGCGUGGUCAAGGACAUGAUGCUGGGCAAGGAUGACAAAGCCUGGGCCAUGUACGUGGACAACAACCGCAGCUGGUUCAUGCAUUGCAACUCCCACACCAACAGGACCGAAGGCGGCGUGUGCAAGGGGGCCACUGUCGGGGUGCUGCUGGACUUAAACAAGCACACCCUGACGUUCUUCAUCAAUGGGCAGCAACAAGGUCCCACAGCCUUCAGUCACGUGGACGGGGUCUUCAUGCCGGCCCUCAGCCUCAACCGCAACGUACAGGUCACCCUGCACACAGGACUGGAAGUGCCAACGAACCUGGGGCGGCCAAAGCUGCCAGGCAACUAG
This is a messenger RNA of Castor canadensis (American beaver), 2322 nucleotides long. It is a transcript of the gene Trim67, whose product is annotated as tripartite motif containing 67. NCBI's taxonomy places the organism in Eukaryota, Metazoa, Chordata, Mammalia, Rodentia, Castoridae. Gene Ontology annotation, molecular function: protein binding; zinc ion binding. Gene Ontology annotation, cellular component: cytoplasm. The record is from RefSeq and is a predicted model, not a curated record.